GCUUUUCAGAAAAAGUUAGUGAUAUUUAAACAAUCUUUCUCUCUUCCUAGAUCUUAGCAAUCUAACAAUUCGUGAGCACAUACAUAUACAGACAGAAACACUCAUAUUAAACGGCAUAGAGAAACAGACAAGUAGCAAAAAAAGAGGCAAUUCUUCUCCAAGAUUAAUUAGCAGCCAUGGGCUUCAUUGGUAUUUUAACAAGUCUUUUUGUGCUGCUUCUUCACCAUUCAAAUGCAAAUGCAAAUCCAACUUAUAAUCCAAAGCAGAGUUGCAACUAUUUUGAAGGAAGUUGGGUUGAAGAUGAAACAUAUCCUCUUUACAACUCAACACAGUGUCCUUUCAUUGAACAUGAAUUCAAUUGUCAAAGGAAUGGUCGACCUGAUCGAGAUUACCUUAAGUACAGAUGGCAACCCCAUGGCUGCUCCUUAAAGAGAUUUGAUGGGCGGGCAUUCAUGCAGAAAUUCAAAGGUAAAAGCAUAAUGUUUGUAGGAGAUUCUCUCAGUCGAAACCAAUGGCAAUCACUUGUAUGCCUUCUUUACACAUCAGUCCCUAAAACCAAAUACAAUGCAACCAGAGUUGGCGAUGUCUCUAUAUUCACCUUCUUGGAUUUUGGAAUCGACGUGAUGUUAGAUCGGAGUGUGUAUUUGGUCGAUGUUGCGAGGGAAGAAAAGGGCAGAAUCUUAAAACUGGACUCAAUUGAAGGUGGCAAAUUGUGGAAUGGAAUUGACAUGCUCAUAUUCAACACUUGGCAUUGGUGGAACCGCAGAGGAGCCUCUCAACCAUGGGAUUACAUUGAAAUAGGUGGCCAAUACUAUAAAGACAUGGAUCGUGUGGUUGCUUUUGAGAGAGCUUUAUAUACAUGGGCUAAGUGGAUUGACACCAACAUUAAUCCUGCAAAAACUAUGGUGUUCUUUCAAGGAAUUUCCCCAUCACAUUACAAUGGUACCGAUUGGAAUCAACCAGGAGUAAAAACUUGCUUAGGGCAAAGGCAACCAGUAAGUGGUUCGAUAUAUCCUGGAGGUUUGCCCCCAGCAUUGACAGUGCUUAAGAAAGUGUUAGCCACAAUUGAGAAGCCAGUGACAUUGCUUGAUGUCACGAAUCUUUGCCUAUUGCGUAAAGAUGGACAUCCUGCAAUUUAUGGGCUUGUUGGAAGAACAGGAAUGGAUUGUAGUCAUUGGUGUUUAGCUGGAGUUCCUGACACUUGGAACGAAAUAUUCUAUAACUUUAUAAGUACUUAAUUGAACAUUUAGUAUUGCUAUUUCAUUAACUUUUCGAGCACUUCAAUCUUCCUUUGUCACUUAUAUACAGACAAGAGAAUAAUUGAUUAUUUGAGAAAACAUUAGUGCUACAUGUUGUUGGCAUAUGUGUUGCCAUCUUUAUAACAAAAACCUUUGAAUCUUUCUUUGAGUUUUGAAGGAAAAGUCAAGGCUAUUUUGAUUUGUGCUUA
Molecule: messenger RNA, 1447 nt
Organism: Lycium ferocissimum
Lineage: Eukaryota; Viridiplantae; Streptophyta; Magnoliopsida; Solanales; Solanaceae
Product: protein trichome birefringence-like 41
Exons: 5
Coding region: 177-1238 (353 amino acids)
Cellular component (GO): Golgi apparatus
Molecular function (GO): O-acetyltransferase activity
Source: RefSeq, a predicted model, not a curated record